Molecule: messenger RNA, 623 nt
Organism: Helianthus annuus (common sunflower)
Lineage: Eukaryota; Viridiplantae; Streptophyta; Magnoliopsida; Asterales; Asteraceae
Product: shikimate O-hydroxycinnamoyltransferase
Exons: 2
Coding region: 5-508 (167 amino acids)
Molecular function (GO): acyltransferase activity, transferring groups other than amino-acyl groups
Source: RefSeq, a predicted model, not a curated record
AAAGAUGAAAGUGGUGGUAAGAGAAUCGACGAUGGUGAAGCCAGCCGAGGAGACACCGAAGGUGAAGCUAUGGAACUCUUGCCUCGAUCUCAUUGCCCCCAACUUUUACACACUAAUGGUGUAUUUUUACUGGCCCAAUGGUGCUCCCAACUUCUUUGAUACGAAAGUGAUGAAGGACGGUUUGAGCAGGGCGUUGGUUGCGUUUUACCCAAUUGCAGGGCGACUUAGACAAGGCAAAGACGGCCGAAGUGAGAUUGAUUGUCAAGGACAAGGUGUGUUGUUUUUGGAAGCUGAGUCCGAUGGUGUCAUCGAUGAUUUCGCUGAAUUUGCACCUCAAUUGGAGUUGUUGAAAAUCUUUCCCUAUCAGGGAAUUGACUUGGAUCUUUUGCUAGUCUUGCAGGAGUCGGUAUGCACCAUCAUGUCAUGGAUGGGAUGUCUGCGAUGCACUUCAUUAACACAUGGUCCGAUAUGGCUCGUGGCCUUGGCAUCACUCUCCCACCUUUCAUAGACCGGACCCUCCUCAGUGCGCAGGACCCACCACAACCUGUUUUUGACCACGUCGAAUACCACACAGAUCCAACGAUCCCAUCAGAUGAAACCAAAACCGUCUACUCAAUUUUCAG